AUGGCGGAACCGAUGGUUAAUGGACCGGCGAAUGAAGGGAAACGGAACGGCAGCAUCAAUGGGCCGACCAAUCCUAUGGUGACACCUCUUCUAACGGAUCUCUAUCAGUUUACUAUGGCCUAUGCUUACUGGAAAGCCGGGAAGCAUGAAGAGCGCUCUGUGUUUGACUUGUAUUUUCGAAAGAACCCCUUUGGAGGUGAAUAUACAGUUUUUGCUGGUCUAGAAGAGUGCAUAAAGUUAAUUGCUAACUUCAGAAUUACAGAGGAUGAGAUUGCCUUUAUCCGAGCUUCCUUGCCUCCAUCAUGUGAGGAUGGUUUCUACGACUACCUUCGAGGAAUGGAUUGUUCCAAUGUGGAGAUACAUUCUAUUUCUGAAGGAUACGUUGUAUUUCCAAAGGUACCCUUAAUGAGGGUUGAAGGACCAAUAGCUGUGGUUCAACUGCUUGAAACUCCACUUCUAAAUCUUAUCAAUUAUGCAUCAUUGGUAGCUACAAAUGCUGCAAGGCAUCGUUUUGUUGCUGGGAAGUCCAAACUUCUUCUUGAAUUUGGGCUACGACGGGCACAGGGACCUGAUGGUGGCAUAGGGGCAUCAAAGUAUAGCUACAUGGGUGGAUUUGAUGCUACAAGCAAUGUCGCUGCUGGGAAAUUAUUUGGAAUCCCACUCCGAGGAACACAUUCCCAUGCUUUUGUCAGCUCGUUUAUGAGUCCUGAUGAGAUCACAGAUAAAUUGCUUCAUAGUUUCGAUGGUUCAAAUGCUUGUGAGGAUUUUGUUAGUUUGGUUCAGACAUGGUUAAGAAAAUUAAAGCGGUCUCAUGUAUUGGGUGGAAUCUUUGGUGAAACCAAUCAAAGCGAGUUAGCUGCUUUCACCUCAUAUGCUCUAGCAUUUCCUUCCAACUUUUUGGCCCUUGUAGACACAUAUGACGUCAUGAGAAGUGGUGUUCCUAAUUUUUGUGCAGUUGCUCUAGCUCUAAAAGAUUUAGGGUAUAAAGCUGGAGGCAUUAGAUUGGACUCUGGUGAUCUUGCUUAUCUAUCAUGUGAAGCCCGGAAAUUCUUUCAGGCUAUUGAGAAGGAAUUUGGAGUGCCUGACUUUGGAAAGAUAAGCAUCACAGCUAGUAAUGACCUGAAUGAAGAAACAUUAGAUGCUUUAAACAAACAGGGUCAUGAAGUUGAUGCAUUUGGAAUUGGAACUCAUUUAGUUACAUGUUAUGCUCAACCUGCUCUGGGUGUUGUUUUUAAGUUGGUGGAAAUAAACAAUCAUCCUCGCAUAAAACUUUCUGAAGACAUUUCAAAGGUCUCUAUACCAUGCAAAAAGCGAUGUUACAGAUUAUAUGGGAAGGAGGGUUAUUCCCUUGUAGACAUAAUGAUUGGAGAAAAUGAACCACCUCCAAAGGUAGGUGAACGAAUAUUGUGUCGUCAUCCAUUUAAUGAAUCCAAGAGAGCCUAUGUGGUACCACAACAUGUUGAGGAGCUUCUGAAGUGUUUUUGGCCUGGUAGAUCAGGAAAAGCUAGGGAAGAACUACCUCCCAUUAAGUUGAUCAGAGAACGUUGUAUUAAACAACUGGACCAGAUGCGGACCGACCACAUGCGAAGGUUGAACCCUACUCCUUACAAGGUUAGUGUAAGUGCAAAGUUGUAUGACUUCAUCCACUUCUUGUGGCUCAAUGAAGCGCCUGUUGGAGAGUUGCAGUAA
Molecule: messenger RNA, 1689 nt
Organism: Fraxinus pennsylvanica
Lineage: Eukaryota; Viridiplantae; Streptophyta; Magnoliopsida; Lamiales; Oleaceae
Source: the annotation of a GenBank genome assembly